CGUUGCUACCACAUCAAGAGCCAUCAUGGACGGCGGCGGGUACACGUCUGCGGCGCACACCCUCCGCACGGAAGCGCCUUCGUCGGACAUUGUCGCCGCCAUGGAACAACUCAAGCGCCAGCGCAGCGCCGUGGAAGGCAAGCGCAUGCAACUCGCGCAAUCCCUCGCCCUUGACGACGAUGCGACCAAGCGAAGUACCGACGUCAAGGCCACAGAGUUCGCGCGGCUGUUCCAAGACAACGUCGUGCCCCUGCCCCUUGCGUAAGCCCAUGCAGUCGCUCCUUCCUUCGGCGUCAUUCUAUUUAAAACACUAAAGUCCUACCAAGUGUUCCUGAAUUCGAUGUAUUGCGCGGGGAACGAGCUCAA
This is a messenger RNA of Aphanomyces astaci, 366 nucleotides long. RefSeq lists its product as hypothetical. The coding region runs from base 26 to 265 and encodes 79 amino acids. The record is from RefSeq and is a predicted model, not a curated record. The transcript has a single exon. Lineage: Eukaryota; Oomycota; Saprolegniomycetes; Saprolegniales; Verrucalvaceae.